AGUAAAAAAGAAACCAAAGACAAGGAAGUGAAGGCCAUCAAAAAAAAUAAAGCGGUAAAUAUUAGAUUGACUUAGUGAAAUUUAUCAUUUACAGACCUGGAGCGAAGGGGAUACGGCAAAAUGUUACCCGAAGUGAUGGUAUUUCCCGAGGAGAUUUGCCCCAAGGGAAAUAUCAUCACUCGGAUCUAUAAAUGAUAUAUUAUAACGAAAAUUAAAGCCUCCCAGUUGACAAUACAAAACUUACCACACAUUGGAUACAUUCGUUAAUACGAUGUUUUAUUUUUUAUGAACGCAAGUAUUGGGCAAUCAACAUUUUUCAAAAAACAUUUUCUAAAAUUUCAUCUUCUAUGACAUUGACUUAAUGGUCCAUCAUUUGACAUGUUAUUUAGAAUGAUAGAGAAACUGACGAGAAAGAAUCAAAGAUGAAGGAAGAAUUGAGAAUGGUAAAUCCUUGUCCAUCAUUUCUCUCUAUUGUUGACAAUCCUUCUAUACUACAUUGACUUAACUAAAUAUAUGUUUUGACAUCUUAUUUAGAAUGUAAAAGGAACUAAAGAAAAGCAAGUGAAGAAACAGCAAGAAUUGAAAAUGGUAAAUAUACUUGUCCAUCAUCUUUCUCUAUUGUUGAUAAUCCUUCUAUAACAUUGACUUAAGCCCCGUUUACACUACGCUCGAUUUUUGGUACCGUACCACUUUUUUGGUUCUUGGACUACCUAAAUAGGUAGUCCAAGAACCAAAAAUGUGGUACUGAUUUUAUCCGUGCCGUACCAAAAAUUGAGCGUAGUGUAAACGGGGCUUUAAAGAGAUGUUAUGACAUCUUAUUUAGAAUGUAAAAGGAACAGAACAAAAGCAAGUGAAAAAACAGGAAGAAUUGAAAAUGGUAAAUAUACCUGUCCAUCGUUUCUCACCAUAUGUUGAUAAUCCUUCUAUAACAUUGACUUAAAGACAUAUGUUUUGACAUCUUAUUUAGAACGACAAAGGAACCGAACACGAACAAGUGAAAAACCAGCAAAAAUUGAAAAUGGUAAAUAUUCCUGUCCAUCGUUUCUCUCUAUAUGCAUAUGUUGACAAUUUUUGUAUAACAUUGACUUAAAGACAGAUGUUUUGACAUCUUAUUUAGAAUGACAAAGGAACCGAACACGGACAAGUGAAAAACCAGCAAAAAUUGAAAAUGGUAAAUAUUCCUGUCCAUCGUUUCUCUCUAUAUGUUGACAAUCCUUCUAUAACAUUGACUUAAAGACAGAUGUUUUGACAUCUUAUUUAGAAUGACAAAGGAACCGAACACGAACAAGUGAAAAACCAGCAAAAAUUGAAAAUGGUAAAUAUUCCUGUCCAUCGUUUCUCUCUAUAUGCAUAUGUUGACAAUUCUUGUAUAACAUUGACUUAAAGACAGAUGUUUUGACAUCUUAUUUAGAAUGACAGAGGAACCGAACACGAACAAGUGAAAAACCAGCAAAAAUUGAAAAUGGUAAAUAUUCCUGUCCAUCGUUUCUCUCUAUAUGUCGACAAUCCUUCUAUAACAUUGACUUUAAGACAGAUGUUUUGACAUCUUAUUUAGAAUGACAAAGGAACCGAACACGAACAAGUGAAAAACCAGCGAAAAUUGAAAAUGGUAAAUAUUCCUGUCCAUCGUUUCUCUCUAUUGUUGACAAAUGACAAUCCUUCUAUAACAUUGACUUAAAGACAUGUUUUGACAUCUUAUUUAGAAUGUAAAAGGAACAGAACACAAACAAGUAAAAAACCAGCAAAAAUUGAAAAUGGUAAAUAUUCCUGUCCAUAGGUUCAUUCUAUAUGUCGACAAUCCUUCUGUAACAUUGACUUAA
Messenger RNA from Paramuricea clavata, 1820 nucleotides. Lineage: Eukaryota; Metazoa; Cnidaria; Anthozoa; Malacalcyonacea; Plexauridae. The record is from the annotation of a GenBank genome assembly.